AUGGACUCUUCGGUGCAGCCCCCUCUACCACAGGGUGCAGGUUAUGGCGUUGUCGUGGGUUUCGGGGUGGUCUUUGCAUUGGGUAUGGUCUGGGUAAUGAGAACUAUGAAGAAGUCUUUCCACGAAGACAACCAUUCGACCGAAACCUUCAUGGUCGCAAACCGCAGCGUCGGAACCGGUCUCAUCGCCGCCGCUGUCAUCUCAUCAUGGCUCUACAGUAUCGCCCUUCUCGGCGCUACUCUCCUGACAUACCGGUAUGGUGUGGCUCUGGCGGUCUGGUGGGGAGCCUCUGCCAGCACUAUGGUGACCUUCUUUUCAUUCAUCGCCAUCCAGGUGAAGCGACGAGCGCCUAAUGCCCAUACGCUUCUGGAGCUCAUCAAGGUCCGCUAUGGAACGACGACGCACAUUCUAUGGAUCGUGCUGUGUCUGGUGAACAAUCUCUUUGUCUUCUCCACCAUGUUACUGAGUGCAAGCACGACGGUCAGCUCACUGACAGGUAUGCACGUCAUUGCAAGCACGUUCUUGAUGCCUAUCGGUGUCGCUAUGUAUACUUACCUCGGCGGCCUCAGGGCCACGUUCCUAACCGACUACGUACAUACAUUCGUAAUCAUGAUCAUCUUGGCAUGGUUCACCAUUAGGGUCAUCACUGUGUCAGAGAUCGGUUCCAUUGGUAAUCUGUACGAUGCAGUGAUGACAGUCGAUCGCGAGAACCCAGUAGACGGCAACUAUCAAGGCUCACAUUUGACCAUGAGGAGCACACAAAGUGUUCUCUUUGGAAUCCUCCAUAUAAUAUCAAAUUUUGGAACAAUCACCAUGGAUACCGGGUUUUGGCAGAAGGGAUUUUCGGCCGCACCCGAUGCUGCUGUACCAGGAUAUGUUCUCGGCGGCAUCGCAUCGUUCGCUCCGCCCUACGCCAUAGGAACCAUUGUCGGUCUUGCUGCCAUCGCGCUGGAAAGUACGCCGGCUUUUCCAACGUAUCCUAGAAUGAUGACCGCGGACGAAGUCGACGCCGGCUUGGUUCUGCCGUACGUCGCGCAGGCUGUUGCCGGGAAAGGCGGCGCAGCUGCCAUACUACUCGUCACGUUCAUGGCCUGUACCUCGGUUGCAUCCGCGCAAAUGAUUGCCAUCAGCUCCAUAAUCUCGUUCGACAUAUACGGGACGUAUAUCAACAAGACGGCUACUAACAGGCAACUGAUCAGAUGGUCUCAUAUUGGCGUUAUUUUUACAUCAUUGGCGAUUUCGUCCAUUGCCACCGGUUUCCAUCUGGGCGGCGUGAAUAUGACUUGGCUCUUGUACGCCAUGGGGAACAUUGUCAACCCUGGUGUCUUUCCCACGCUUUUCGCUCUCUUGUGGACAAGGCAAACAAAAGUGGCGGCGACCAUUGCGCCGUUUGCGGGUCUUAUUGGCGGAAUCUCCGUAUGGCUUGGGACGGCUCACAGGCUCUAUGGCGAGGUCACCAUCACUUCCACUGGGGCUACGUUGCCAUGUCUCUACGGGACGAUCGUCGCAUUCGUAGCUCCUAUCCCAGUUUCGGUCCUGGUGUCACUGGUUAGUCCGACGGAGCCGUUUGAUUGGGAUGACUUCAAAAAGAUCCACACGGUCAAGCCUGAUGCCAUUGCAUCGGAGCCGCCGGUCGACCAGCAAGGGCGCGAGCAAGAUCACUGGCUCACCCCCGAGCGCCAGAGCUACAUGAAAAAGAUGAGCCGUUGGGCUGCCUUCUGGACCUGCUUUACCUUUGUCGGUCACGUACUCUUAUGGCCACUUGCCAUGUACGGUAGCAAGAUGGUAUUUUCAAAACCGUUCUUCACCGCAUGGAUCGUGGUUACAUUUAUCUACCUCUGGUUCUCAUUGGUCGUUGGAAACUUCUAUCCGAUUGUAGAUGGGGGAUAUCAGCAAAUCUGGAAUGUGAUCAAGGGAACCCGGAAUGAACGGGAGAAGGCUAUAAAUCCUGUUGAUUCUGAUGAAUCCAAUAAUGGAACCAAGGAGAACAUGAAGGGUGCCGUGUAA
Messenger RNA from Truncatella angustata, 2007 nucleotides. Its product is annotated as SSS family solute:Na+ symporter. Gene Ontology annotation, molecular function: urea transmembrane transporter activity. Lineage: Eukaryota; Fungi; Ascomycota; Sordariomycetes; Amphisphaeriales; Sporocadaceae. The transcript has 9 exons. Gene Ontology annotation, cellular component: plasma membrane. Gene Ontology annotation, biological process: urea transmembrane transport. The record is from RefSeq and is a predicted model, not a curated record. The coding region runs from base 1 to 2007 and encodes 668 amino acids.